CAAUGGAAAAUACGGAAGAAACUCUGCUGAAAUACAAAGAAUACAUAAAAUCCUCUCGAGACCUGGACAAGAGUGAUAAAGAUUUGCUAACGUCUUGGUCUGCAGAGUUUCAUCUCAGCCAAGUGAAUAUAACCACUAGGUAUAGAUUAGAUAUGACUCGACAUAAAGAACAUAACUUUAGAAAAAUUGAUGCUAGCCCAAAGUGGACUGAGUGUCUGUUAUUGCACGAUAAGGAAAUAUCCAAAUCGGAGAGGAGUUAUAUGACAUGUGAAGAAGAAUGCUUACGAACAGUACACACAGCUACAAACAACGAGAGACAUUCAGUACAUCAGCUGACUAAAGAAAUAAGAAAAUGGCGCAAAAGCUACAGGUAUUUAACAAAACAAUGUCGUUUGGAAUAUCCAAGUGAUGAAGAAGCAGUUGGAAGAUGUCUUGUGGACUAUAUGCGCAGAGAUAAAUUCGACAUAGUCAUCCAGAGACUGCUGGAUCUUAAGCUUCGAAGUAUGUCUGACCUGAACGCCAGAAUGACAGAGUCACUGACCAACCUUGAGGAGUGUUUGAAAAGCUGCUUGUCACACUAUUUGGAUAGAGUCAGGCAGAUUAUGAUUAAUAUUAAUCUUUGUUAUAACUAUUCAAAGAAAAAUUCUUAAAUAAUUUAUACGUCUAGAUAGAGUCUAGCUACUAGAGAACCGAUGAAAACAGGCCAGGUUUAUUAAUGUGCGUGACAAGCUACGUCUUACACUCGCGAUUUUUAUGUCACUUUGUGUUAGUGUGCGUGUAUUGCUCAAAAUAGAGGUCAAAUGUCAACCUCAAUUUUUUUCGACGUUUUCACAGCUGUCACAGACUAUCUAGACGUAUAAAUGAUCAAAGGAAAAUUUUUUUGUGGCACUUUCUUCUAACUUUUUCUACACCAAGAUCAUAAGAUUUUGAAAGUUUAAAUACGAUUGAUUAAUUGUAAGUAUUUAUUUAAACAUGACAAACCUAAUGAUAAUUAUACUUUUUUACAAUAUUAUUAUAAGAUUAAAUUAAUUUUUCUACUCCUCUACUUUUAUCUGACCUAUGACAGCCAUGAUUAUUAAUAUUAGUACAUUCCUUAUUCAGUCUUUGAAAAACUCUAUGACCAAAAAAGCAUUAUUUACCGUACUAUAAUGUCGCCAAAAAAGCACAGCUGUUGUUUUUGGUGCCACAGACAACUAAAUAUAGGUUAGGUAACGUCGUAGGUUCAUAGAAAUAUUAGGUAAUACAUACAACAUUACAUUUAAAAUCUUAAAUCAUUAGACUAACGUCAACUUAAGAAAAAAACUUGUAACUUUAAUGUGCCAAGAUUCUGCUAGGUUUAUUUUGUAAUUUACAAUUUCCCCGCGUUGGCUGUAUGGGUGUACCUUUGCCAUUCCUUGAAGGAAAAAUGAAAAGCUCACCAGAGAGAACACAAUAUGAACAAUACAUUUCCCGCCCAUUUAUGCGGCAACACAAAAACUUGUGAUAUAUUUUUUGUUUCAUUUUUGUUUAAUUUAAAAUUACCUAGUCGUUGAAAAAUAUUUGUAUGCGACACGUUGUAUAACUAAGUCAAAAAACCUACGCCACUCGUGUUUCACCCUCAUUAUAAAGGGUGUUUUUUAGAGGUAUAGAAUUUUAAAUUGAAAUAAAACAACGAUGGAUU
Molecule: messenger RNA, 1660 nt
Organism: Leptidea sinapis
Lineage: Eukaryota; Metazoa; Arthropoda; Insecta; Lepidoptera; Pieridae
Exons: 5
Coding region: 3-650 (215 amino acids)
Source: RefSeq, a predicted model, not a curated record